Messenger RNA from Gopherus evgoodei (Goodes thornscrub tortoise), 1764 nucleotides. It is a transcript of the gene SMCO1, whose product is annotated as single-pass membrane protein with coiled-coil domains 1. The record is from RefSeq and is a predicted model, not a curated record. The transcript is spliced from 3 exons. Lineage: Eukaryota; Metazoa; Chordata; Testudines; Testudinidae. The coding region runs from base 588 to 1106 and encodes 172 amino acids.
GCUAGCACAAUGGAGUUCUCGUCCAUAAAUGCUACAAUAAUACAAAUAAUACAUCAGGAAGAAGCUGAACAGGGAGCAAGCCCCUUUUCAGAUCACCUUUAAAUAAGAGUAAUUCAUAUAAGAAGACAGACAAGUGGGGUGUUUGUGUUUGAGGAGCUGCACCAAAUUCAUUAAGUAACAUGUUUGUGGACAUAUGUUUGUGUGUUUCUGAACUAUAUUUGGAUGUACUGGCUAUAAAAAGCCCUCAGUGCAAAGUGACCUUUAGCAGAAGUCAGAUCUCCUGUCCGUGCUGUUGCUGACUGCCCACGAGAGAAGAUUCAAGCCUAUUAAAAUUGCAUUUCUUCUCUUCUUGUUCCCCAUGAGGAUGACCAAAGAGGCCAUAUCUCUGCACUCCCUGAACCAGACAUUAAACAGGUCACAAAGGACUAUGUGUGUUAGUACUACAAGGAGGAACAAGGCAAGGCUCCAUUGUGCUGGGAAGGGGCUAUAGCAAGAUGGGGCAAGGGAAGAAACUAAACUACUAGAAUGACAGGGUGGAAAACAGGCUGCAGAACGUGGAGAGACAGUUCAAAGAGCUAAACUCUGCCAUGGAGAAACUGACUCAGAAGCUGCAGUUUCAGGAUAAAGCUCUGGAGAAGCUGAUGGGCGAGGAUGAGAUGUGGAUAUACUUGCUGGAGGACAGGUUCACUUCAGUGGAGAUAAAUCUUUUCUACAGCUAUGUCAGUGAAAUGCUUUGCUGCUUGCAUUCCUGUGUCAGAGCAGAGCUGCCAGAUCUGGCGGGAGGCCUCCCCACCUUAGCCUCUGUCAUGAGGCGCAAAGGCAAGAACCAGAGAAUUAGACUGGUGUGGGAAGCAGUGCUGGAGAUGCUGGGGAUGCAAGAAGGAGAUGUCUUAGCUCUAUGCACCUUUUUCAUCAUACAUUGGUCUGAAGCACAGUAUUACCCAGCUAACCAGAGGCAAAUGUACACCAGUGAUAUCAGCAUGAUGAUAACCAAGGUGGUGAAGAACCAGAUCCUUCGACAGAGCCUGCUGUGUGCUGUCCAGGUGGUAGAGACUCGCAGAGCACAGACGGAUCCAAAAAAGAUAGCAACCCUUGUCCAAAAAUAACCUAUGUGGCAGAUUUCUUAAACUCCCUCACCCACUUAGGAUAAACAAGCUUACAAUCUAAACUGGUUCCUACAUAAACAUGCAAUUACAUACUCAUGCGUGUGUAUAUCAACACACAGAUCCAUAUGUACAAACGCUCUGAACCAUGACACACCAAUGUGUAUCAUGAGUCUGAAAAGCCAGGCAGAUUCCCAGAAUCAAUACAGCAGUCAUCACCAUCAUAUACAAGCUCAGUAUGUACAUGCAAAUGUGUAGCCAGAGGCUGCUGGGAGGGACAGAAAGAUUCUUCUGUCUCUUAGCUAAAAUAUUUUGACACUUGCAUAAUGCUGAAGAGUUCAAAUGCCAACAUUUUCCAUCAUAAAAUCUGCUUUGCUCUACUUUGUAUUCUCAUUGCAUGUCUAUGAAAGCUGUAAACUGUAGUAUGAAACAAACACUAAUUUCUUAUAAUAAAACUCCUUGGUUUACCUUUAAUCUGUGUACUGCUCUGCGGAAAAUCAGUAUUUUCACAGAAUUCUAGGAAUAUAGAACUGGAAGGAAUCUCAUGAAGUCAUCAAGACCAGUCCACUAUCCUGAGGCAGGACUAAACCUACUUUCGACCAUCCCUAACAGGUGUCUGUCCAACCUGUACUUAACCUCCAAUGAUGGGGACUCCACGGUC